AACAUAACUUAGGCGGCAACUACCAAAUUUAGCGCCAGGCUGAAAGUGCUUGGAGUCUCCGGACAGAUGGAGCCGGCACUUGGCGUAGAAACGGAGAAUGUGCUUGUCAGUCUUCCUUGUGGAUAGCGCGGGUCGUGACGGACGACCGUUCUCGCUCUCUGAUUAGCUCAAGCCUCGCUCUUUACCUUAACGCCGAGUUUUUACGGUUCCGAGAUGGAUCGAAGGAUCGACUUUCUACAUCGCCAAUAUAUCGCGGUCUUCGACAACGGGAAUCGGCUGUUGAUGUCCAAAAUUUGGAUUGACGUCCCCGUACGCCAUGACAUUCAAAAAGAUCACUGUCAAGGUCUCACAUUUGAUCACGUCGUCAUGGGCGAGGAUUCAAUCAAGGAACUGAAGCAGUCCAAAGUUCCCUAUAAGGGCGAGCCCAAAAAGUGCACAGCCAAAGGGCUUCCUUGCUUUGUCUAUUCCAAUAGAGGCUGUAACCUGGAUAAAGAAAGCAGUCCCCCACUCGCGUAUGCUCUCUGUUUUGAUCCCCGAUUACGGCGAAGCAACAUGCUAGGGAACGCACUUGGCGUCGGUGAUGACACUCGGCUAUGCAGAUGUAUUCAAACAAGAGGGAAACCCCAUGUUGUCGCGCUAAUGUCACGACAUCCUAACCGCUCCAAGGUGUCCGUACUCCAGGCCAGGAACUGUCCCAAGAAUCAGCUCCCAGAUCCACCCAACAGAAUCCGCAAUCCUCGCACCAUCGCGCCACUUGAGAGACGGAUUGCAAUGGUUACAGUGUACGAAGAGUGCCUCGAUGGGUCCAUGGGUCCUGAAAUCGUACAGACACUUAAAUGA
This is a messenger RNA of Cantharellus anzutake, 840 nucleotides long. RefSeq lists its product as uncharacterized. The record is from RefSeq and is a predicted model, not a curated record. Lineage: Eukaryota; Fungi; Basidiomycota; Agaricomycetes; Cantharellales; Hydnaceae. The transcript has 5 exons. The coding region runs from base 214 to 840 and encodes 208 amino acids.